Molecule: messenger RNA, 5302 nt
Organism: Anoplopoma fimbria (sablefish)
Lineage: Eukaryota; Metazoa; Chordata; Actinopteri; Perciformes; Anoplopomatidae
Gene: neo1a
Product: neogenin 1a
Biological process (GO): cell-cell adhesion
Cellular component (GO): membrane
Molecular function (GO): protein binding
Source: RefSeq, a predicted model, not a curated record
CCUGCAAAGAUUUAUCGGUGAAAAAGUGAUGGCCGAGCGGGGAGCUCUGUCGCUCCUCUCCCUCCUCUGCCUCACCUCUCUCCACACGGACUCCACCGCCGCCAAGCAUGUCGACAAAGGUUCAGCAGCGCAGCCCUUCAACCCCUUCUGGUUCACGGCGGAGCCCCAGGACACGCUGGCCGUUCGGGGGAACUCGGCACUGCUCAACUGCUCGGCCCACAGCGACGCGGCGACGCCGGCACGCAUAGAGUGGAAGAAAGACGGCACCUUCAUGAGCCUGGUUUCGGACGAGAGGCGGAACAUACUUCCCGAUGGCUCGCUGUUUUUCGCCCACGUGGUCCACUCCAAGCACAACAAGCCCGACGAGGGAACCUAUCAGUGUGUGGCCACCAUCGACAACAUCGGAUCCAUCUCCAGCCAGACGGCCCGUCUCUCCGUAGCAGGCAUGCCAAGGUUCGCCAGCCAGCCGUCGGCGGCCACCGUGCAUCUAGGGAACAACCAGGUGAUGGCGUGUGAGGUCAACUCAGAUCUGGUGCCCUUCACCAGGUGGGAGAAGGACCGCCUGCCUCUGGAGCUGAGCGCCAGGCUGGUCCAGCUGCCCAGCGGAGCCCUGGUGAUCAGCAACGCCACGGAGGCAGACGCCGGCCUCUACCGCUGUCUGGUGGAAAAUGUGGGGUCGUCCAAGUCCAGCGACGAGGCCACGCUCCAGAUACUGCCAGAAACCGGAGAAGAGAGGAAGCCGGAGUUCCUGGUGCAGGCCGCGGCGGCGACCAAGUCGGUGGGCGCCAGCGUGCUGCUGCCCUGCGUGGCCACUGGUUUCCCUGCGCCGCACGUUCGUUGGAUGUUUGGAGACAAGCUGCUGGAAGAAAGCGAGGGUCGUGUGGAGAUGCUGGGAGGAGGAAGUAUCCAGAUCUCCAACCUCACAGAGGAGGACGGCGGCGUCUACACCUGCACGGCGGACAACGGCAACGCAACCAUCGAAGCCGAGGUCCAACUCACCAUAGAAGUUCCUCCCCAGUUUGUCAAGCGGCCGGACAACAUUUAUGCCUAUGAGUCCAUGGACAUCGUCUUUGAGUGUGAGGUGUCGGGGUCACCGGCUCCCACUGUCAAAUGGGUCAAGAACGGAGACGCUGUCAUCCCCAGUGACUACUUCAAAAUAAUUAAGGAGCACAACCUGCAGGUUCUGGGUCUGGUCAAGUCCGAUGAGGGUUUCUAUCAGUGCCUUGCGGAAAACGAUGCGGGCAACAUCCAGUCCAGCGCCCAGCUCAUCAUCCUCGAUCACGAUGUAGCCCUGCCCUCUUUCCCUCCCCCCUCACUGACUCCUAACACUACUGACCAUGUAACGCCAGGCUCCGGAGGUGUGGUCAGUCCAGCGGGGCCCGCCCCCUGCCCCCGGGACGUCGUGGCUUCUCUGGUUUCCACCCGCUUCAUCAAGCUCACCUGGCGCCCGCCAGCAGAACCCCACGGAGACGAGUUAACCUACUCCGUUUUCUACAGCCAGGACGGAACUAGCAGGGAGCGAGUGGUGAAUACCAGCCGUCCAGGGGAGAUGCAGGUCACCAUCCAGAACCUCAUGCCAGACACCAAAUAUCGCUUCAGGGUUGUGGGGCACAACAGCAACGGCCAGGGAGAGAGCUCUGCAGCGCUCAAAGUGGCCACCCAGGCUGAAGUGCAAGUGCCCGGCCCUGCUCCUAACCUGCAGGCGGUAUCCAACGCGCCAACCUCCGUCUCUCUGAGCUGGGACAAACCGCUCACUGGCAACGGAGAGAUGCUCACCUACAAGUUGUACUACACCGACAAAAGCUUUGGCACCGAACAGGACGUCGACGUCGAUAGUCAGUCGUACACCAUGAAUGGGCUGAAGAAGAACACAGAGUACAAUUUCCGUGUUGUGGCCAACAACCAGCACGGUCCAGGCGUCUCCACGGACGACAUUGUUGUUCGCACGUUGUCUGACGUACCAAGUGCUCCUCCUCAAAACCUCACCGUGGAGGUCCAGAACUCAAAGAGCAUCAUGCUCCGGUGGCAGCCCCCGCCCCUUAACGGCCAGAAUGGGGAGAUCACCGGCUACAAGAUCCGAUACCGGAAAGGAUCUCGACGGAGUGAAGCAGCCGAGACCACCGGAGGGACCCAGCUUUUGAAGCUCAUUGACGGUCUGGAGCGUGGGACAGAGUACUCCUUCCGGGUGUCGGCCAUGACGGUGAACGGCACGGGACCGGCCACCGAGUGGACCGCGGCAGAGACGUUUGAGAGCGACCUGGAUGAAUCUCGUGUACCGGACCAGCCCAGCUCCCUCCAUGUGCGGCCGCUGGUCAACAGCAUCGUGGUGAGCUGGACGCCGCCAGAGAACCAGGACAUCGUGGUGCGCGGUUACACCAUCGGCUACGGCAUCGGCAGUCCCCAUGCUCAGACCAUCAAAGUGGACUACAAGCAGCGCUACUACACCAUCGAGAACCUCGAUGCCAGCUCCCACUAUGUGAUCACCCUGAAGGCCUUCAAUAACGUGGGUGAGGGGAUCCCCGUGUAUGAGAGCGCCAUCACCAGACCACAGUCCGACGCCAUAGAUCCCGAUGUUGACCUGUACGAACUCUUCCAUGCUCCAUACACCCCAGUACCAGAUCCCUCCCCCAUGAUGCCACCCGUGGGCGUUCAGGCCUCCGUGCUGAGCCACGACACCAUCAAGGUGACCUGGGCCGACAACUCGCUGCCCAAGAACCAAAAGAUCACAGAUAUCCGAUUCUACACAGUCCGCUGGAAGACCAACAUCCCCGCCAACACUAAAGUGAAGAUGGCCAACACCACCAGCCUGAACCACAUGGUGACCGGUCUGAAGCCCAACACACUCUACGAGUUCUCCGUCAUGGUGACCAAAGGGCGCCGCUCCAGCACCUGGAGCAUGACCGCACAGGGCACCACCUUCGAGACCAUUCCCAGCUCCUCCCCGAAAGACGUGACCGUGGUGAGCAAAGAGAACAAACCUCGCACCAUCAUAGUCAACUGGCAGCCUCCCUCUGAGGCCAAUGGAAAGAUCACUGGCUACAUCAUCUACUACAGUACAGAUGUAAACGCUGAGGUCCACGACUGGGUUAUUGAACCAGUGGUGGGGAACCGCCUGACCCACCAGAUCCAGGAGCUGACGCUGGACACCACCUACUACUUCAAGAUCCAGGCCCGAAACUCAAAGGGCAUGGGCCCCAUGUCUGAGGCCGUUCAUUUCCGCACUCCAAAGACCUCAAAUCUUCCACCGAAACCGGGGCCUUCAGGCAACCAAAAUCCACAGGACCCAGGAAAUCCAGUUGGUAAAUCAGGGGUCGGAGGAAACAGCGAAGGUCACAUCCUGGUCAUUGUCAUCAUCAUCUCGGUGGGAGCCUUCACCAUCAUCGUGGUGGUGGUUGGGGCCUUUCUGUGCACGCGGCGCACCACGUCCCACCAGAAAAAAAAGCGAGCUGCCUCCAAGUCCUCAAACGGCUCCCACAAAUACAAGGGGAACUCCAAAGACCUGAAGCCACCUGAUCUUUGGAUCCACCACGAGAGGCUGGAACUGAAACCCAUGGACAAGUCGCCAGACCCCAACCCGGUCAUGACCGAAACGCCCAUCCCCCGCUCCUCGCAGGACAUCACGCCGGCUGAUAGCGGCCUGGAUAACAACCCCCACCUGCAGCAGCGGCGCAACUCCUACCGUGGCCACGAGUCAGAGGACAGCAUGUCUUCACUAGCAGGCCGACGAGGGAUGAGGCCUAAAAUGAUGAUGCCUUUUGACUCACAGCCACCUCAGCCUGUGAUUAGUGCUCACCCCAUCCAUUCCCUUGAUAACCAUCACCACCAUUAUCACAUGGGCAGCCUGGCGUCGCCGACACGCAGCUACCUCUACCACCAGGGCGGCGGGCACCCACGCCCGCACGCCUGCGCCACCCCCAUCUCCCACCUAGAGAGGGUGGACUCCACAGAAUCUGUGAGGAAUACCCCCAGUUCGGAACCCCUUCCUCCAGCCGCCGCCUCCUCCUCCCAGGCCUCCUGCCCCUCGGAGAUCAUGGUCGACACCGAGGGCAGCUACCACGGCUCCACCACCACCGAGGAGGAGCCCAGCUACUCCAGCAACCUGCCCCCCCACCGCCCGGCCCACCCGCACGCCCACGCACACCCUCUCAAGAGCUUCGGCGUGCAGUCCAUCUCGUCGACCGGCCAUCCGUCGUUUGAGUCGCCUGCCCUGCCCAGCACGCCGCUGCUCGCUCAGACCGGGCCUCCUUCUCACCCCCAUGUUGUUAAAACAGCCUGUAUCGGAACACUAGGAAGGACACGAACACCGAUGGUCGUCACCGUGCCGAACGCCCCCGACGUGCCGGAGACGAGCAAGAUGCUGGAGGACGUGGACAGCAGCUACGAGCCCGACGAGCUGACCGAGGAGAUGGCCCACCUCGAGGGCCUCAUGAAGGACCUGAACGCCAUCACCACAGCGCCAUGAGCACCCACACACACACACCUACACACACCACACACACACACACACACACACACACUCUCUCUCCGUCAUCCAAAUGUACACACAGAAAAGACGCACACUCUAAAGUCAAACAAACACGCCCCAAACAUGAACCUUGGGAGCCCAGAGGCCGAUGGACACAAAAUGGCUUCUUGUGCCCAAGAAAAACUCUCACGUCCCCCUGCAGAGAAAAAACAAAAACAAGCAAAACAAACAAACUCCAGACUGAAACUUAGGAACUUUUUUCGGCUUACCUUGCUCAGUCUCAGGAAGGAGAUUGCCAUGAGAGGGAAGAAAAAGUGACGAGCUUCAUCUUUUAAUGAAGAACCAUUCUCAGAGACAAUGAACUUUAAAACAUUGGUCGCUUUCAACCGGAAGAUUGUGAAUGCUUUCCUCAGCAAAAAUCCGUACACUAGGGUGUGUGUGUUUUUUUUUUUUGUGUGUGUGUGUGUGUGGCGAACGUUUUCGCUCAAGAAAAGACGGCGGUUGAUUCAAUGUCUAGUCAAAAGGAGAAAGUCCAAAAAUAUGCUGGUUUUGAUGUUGGUGCUCAUGCGGCGCAGUCUACACACAGUGUUUGUUUGAUUAGUGUUUUCUUUGUGCAUUUUGUAUAUCUAUUGGGCCGUUUCAGUGAAGUGAACAUUGGAUAUCAGCCCCCCCUCCCCCUCCCCCCUUUUUACAAGCCUACAUUAUUCAUAAACAAUGUUUUUACCCCCCCUUGUGUCAUAUAUUGUGUCAUGACUUUUUAUUAUUUUUUAUGUUAUUGUAUUAUUUUUUUACACACAUAUCCUUAUAAACAUGUACAUAUGUGUUUUUUUUUUUUUU